AUGGUAUGGUUGCGAUGGGUCGUGUUUCUGUUAAUCUCUUUCAUAAGGGCUAUAGUCUCCCUCGAACCAUUAGGUUUCAAGAAUGUUACACUCGCAGAAACUGAAGAGAAUGUAAUCUUUGAAUGGUUCCAAGAAGAUGUCAUGAAUAAGUCCCAUGCAAUGAGGUUCUGUGACAACCUCAAAUCGACUAUUCCAAAUAUCAGGGAACUUCAAUAUUUCUAUAAGAGCCUCAAUCUCGAAGCAAACUCGAUAUUCUAUUUGCAAGAUGUAUUGGAAACCACAACCGACUCCCCUAGAGAUGAUAUUGGAGAGAGGCUGUGCAUAACGAUUAAAAAUAGUCCUGGAAACCCAGUAAAGAGAAUCCCAUUCUUCUACAUUUUUGGGACAAUGUGUUUUGCACUACUUAUAGCCAAUUGUUUGUGGAUAGUUUUCUGCUACAAAUAUUGUUCUCUAAAACGAAAACAAAGUAACAAAAGGGCUAAAACCGCAUCCUUGUUUACUGGAAAUGGACUGAAACCCAUCAGCUUCAAUGCGGAAAGAAACAAUCUUGGAAAAUAUGAUCUACUUCCAGAUGUUCCCCUACAACGUGAAAGCUAUAGGAAGUCACAAAAAUCACAAAAGGAAUUGAAAUUGGCAACAAAAGAAGAGAGCGCUGAAUCGCUAUCUGCGACAUUAGGACUCAAUCCCAAAAAUACUGACAAUGGCACGGGGUUUUUAUAA
This is a messenger RNA of Rodentolepis nana, 720 nucleotides long. The record is from the annotation of a GenBank genome assembly. NCBI's taxonomy places the organism in Eukaryota, Metazoa, Platyhelminthes, Cestoda, Cyclophyllidea, Hymenolepididae.